Molecule: messenger RNA, 9353 nt
Organism: Xyrauchen texanus (razorback sucker)
Lineage: Eukaryota; Metazoa; Chordata; Actinopteri; Cypriniformes; Catostomidae
Gene: plxnb1b
Product: plexin b1b
Exons: 38
Coding region: 344-6943 (2199 amino acids)
Biological process (GO): semaphorin-plexin signaling pathway involved in axon guidance; positive regulation of axonogenesis; axon extension
Cellular component (GO): semaphorin receptor complex
Molecular function (GO): semaphorin receptor activity; protein binding
Source: RefSeq, a predicted model, not a curated record
UUGAAAGCUGUUGAAGCGCGAUAUUUAUGUUGACUGAGAUUUUUGGAUGGACUUAAUUUUUUAACUGCAAAUCAAGCGAUAGACCUGGUCAAUCAAAGGCAAUCCGAAGGUGAUCAGCAUCAGUAUUGUGGAUAGUUGUUUUUGUUUGGCUUUAAUCGUAAACGGAGUCCCUCACACGUUGGAUAUUGUAUUACGGUUGCAUGAACGAGCGAAUUUGCGUGUAUUAAAAAAUCUUAGUAACUUGUAAUUUGGAUAAACUGGCGAACUGCGUCCAAGAAAAAGCGUGAUACAAGGGUAAAUACGCCCCUUCAGCACACAGCUGCCAAGCAAAUGAACGGUUGACAUGCCACCUGGGAUGGUGUGUGUUUUCUGUUGUUUUUUCUCAAUACUGUUCGGCCGCAUGCUCACCCAGAGCUCUGCUUUCUCCAGCCGCUACCCUACUUUCUUCCGCAAUGACUCCUACUUUGAGCACAUAGCUUUGCACCCAGACCCUGCAUUGGGUAGGGUCUAUUUAGGCGCCCGUGAUCGGAUUUACCAGCUUUCUAUCAAGCUUGAGCUUGAGGCAGAGGAAGAGACUGGGCCUGUGAUGGACAGCCGUGACUGCCUACCUCCAAUUAGUGAAGCCAGCUGCCCGCAGGCUAAAUGGACUAGCAACUACAACAAGCUACUACUUGUGGAUCCUUACAGUCAAGAGCUCAUUAGUUGUGGAAGUGUUUAUCAAGGAAUAUGUCAGAAAAGAAGUUUGAAUGCAUUGGGGAUAGUACUGUUCUCAGCGGAGAGGCCUGUGGAUACACAGUACGUGGCAGCUAAUGACCCCAAUAUCUCUACAGUAGGACUGGUAGCGCUCACACGAGGGCGCGGGAAACAGCAGCCGGUACUGUUUGUGGGACAUGGUUAUACUAGCAGCCAACCCCCAAUCUCUACUCGUAACUUGGCUAUGGAUCCCGUUUUCUCAUACGAAGAAACGUCAAAGUUAGCGGUGGCAGGGAGACUUUCUGAGUACGACCAUCAUUUUGUGACAUCAUUUACCCAUCACUCACAUGUAUACUUCCUGUUCUACCGGAGGGAUUUAAAGUCACAGUCAAGAGAAUAUCGCACAUAUGUUUCCCGUAUGUGUUUGGAUGAUGCUGCAUAUUAUUCAUAUGUCGAAGUUCCAUUAAGCUGCAUAUCAGCUGGAGGAAAGAAUUACAACCUCCUGCAAGCUUUGCAAGUAGGCGUGCCAAAGUUGGGCAAGGCUAGGGGAAUGGAAGGUAUUUCUGCUUCAGCACAAGGGGUUCUGUUGGGGGUGUUUUCCACCUGUUUCGCUGCCUCUAGUCGGCCCAGUGAAGAGUCUGCAGUAUGUGCGUUUUCACUGGAGGAAGUGGAUAAACGUAUCAAUGCCACAAGAGAUCUGUGCUACACUGAAAUGGGUCGUGCAGAUGGACAAGAGGCUGCCUACAUUGAGUAUGAGGUCAAAUCAAACUGUGCCAAUCUUCCUGUGAACACACUGGAUGCUUACCCAUGUGGCUCUGAUCACACCCCUAGUCCAAUGGCAAGCUGGGUGCCUGUGGAGGCUGAGCCAAUAUUUGACAGCCCAUCUGUCCGUCUCACUGCUGUCGCUGUGAGUGUAAGGGAGGAACAUACUAUUGCCUUUAUAGGAGACUCCCAAGGGAACUUACACAAGGUCUUUCUGGGUCCAAACGGUGAGGUGGAAGAAUAUGCCGUAAUCUCCAUUCAGCCCAAUGCACCAAUCAGCAGAGAGCUCCAACUUGACCAACAAGAAAAGUAUCUGUACAUCUUGACAAGCAACAUGGUGGAGAAGAGGCCCGUAGCAGAAUGUCAGAUGCAUUCAGACUGUCAGUCCUGUCUGUUAGCUCAUGAUCCAUAUUGUGGCUGGUGUGUUCUUGAGGGGAAGUGUGGGCUGCGUAGUGAGUGUGCACGCGGGGGUUGGAAAGAUCAGUGGCUUUGGAGCUUUGAUGUGGAGCAACAAUGCCUGAGUGUUGAGCUCUUCAAUCCAUCCAACAUCAGCCGCAACGAGAGAAGAAAUAUCUCUUUAUCCAUCCUUGGCCUUCCCUUUCUGGCAGAAGGAGAGUAUUACUCUUGUGUCUUCCAGGACAGUUCAAGUUUGGCUGUUGUCACAGAGGCUGGUGUCACCUGCUCCUCCCCAGAAAUACACACAUUGCCAGCUGUGCCACCUGGUCAAGAUUUUGUAAGAGUCACUCUGUCCCUACAGUUCAGGGAUGUUGUUGUGACUUCUCUGGAAUUUACCUUUUAUGACUGCACAGCUGUCAAGCAGCUUGCCGGGAGCAUGCCCUGCCAUGGUUGUGUGCAAAGCCACUGGGGCUGCAACUGGUGUGUGCACCAGCACAGGUGUACCCACAAGACCAUGUGUGAUGAGGGACUGAUCAUCUAUAAUGAACAUUGGAAAUCUCUCCACACACAACCUCCUGCAACCAAAGCCCCAAAAACUGCAUUCUCGGCCUCACCGGUCACAACGCAAAAGGUCCCUGAAACCAUGACUUAUACUAAACCUCCAACUACUAAACCUGAAAAUAUAACUACUACACUGGAAUCACUAACCACCCCUGCACCUGUGAAACCAAUACCACCAACUGAGGUUUCUUCCUUUUUCAACCCAUCUGCUGCUCCCAAAAGUGCCUUUCUCCCCUCUUCCACAGCCGGAGCCCUGGCUACCACAGUACAGCCAGCCUUCACACUCUCUUUGCCAGAGAACAUUUCAGAACAAAAGCUUCUAGUUACAAAACCUGAAACGGAGGCUUUGGACACCGAUGUGGUUACGCUUACCAGUUUGGAAGUCUCUUUAAAAACGGACUUGCCGUUACUCAAAGCUGCCGAGGAGAAAAGACUGCCAUCGUCACCGGGUUCAAGUCAGACAUUCCCUCUCACAGAAAUGCCAAGACUAGUGCUGACAGCCACACGUGAUCCUCCACACAUCUUAACAGAAACACUGCAGUCAGCUCACCCCACAAAUGAAACUCAAUCUACUGAUUUACCUGCAAAUCCUGACCCAGACAUGUCUGAUGACCUCUUGCCCUCAUCCGAGAGAGUGCCACCUGCUGUGCCCUCAGAGAAGACCAUUUCCGCUGUCCGUGACGUGGAGGAAACCGAAGAGGUGGAACUGGCAGAGAAUGAAACGCUCACAUUUUCUGCAUCUACAGUCUUAUCAGGGGACGGAGAAUCAGAUGGUGAUGCCCCAAUAUACCUCCACCUCCUGAGAACAGACUUCGGAGCUGAUUACCAGGAUGACCUGGCUGACCUAUCGGCUGAUGAAGGCUCAUCUGUCAAUUGGGGGGCAUCUGCCUGCCCGUGUGUGGAGAAGAUUCAAGGAUCCUCUUUACUUCCUGUACACACCGAUAGGAAGAUUUCUCUGCUGGCACGCAAUUUGCAGCUCUAUCAGGACGAGGAACUGGAGUACGAGUGUGUAUUGGUGAUCGAGGGGCAGACGGUGGUAGUUGAUGCCGAUGUGCUGGUGAAUGAGGCGAAUCCUUCACUGUUUGACAUCACCUGUCUUGCUCACCAGUAUUCCUAUUCCGAUCCAGUUAAGGAGUAUAAUGCCAUGGUGUAUGUGAAGAGAAAAGACACUUUUCAUAUUGAUAGCACUGAUCUUUACGUGACGUUGUAUAACUGUUCAGUUGGACACUCGGACUGUAGCCGCUGUCACUCUGCAGAUCAGAAGUACAGCUGUGUGUGGUGUAGAACUCCUCAGUCCAGUUGUGUUCACAGAGAGUCCUGUUUCCAGCGCAUCGAACUGACCUGUCCUGCUCCUCUCAUUCAUGCAGUGGAGCCUCUGUCUGGUUUGGUGGAGGGAGGCAUUACUUUAACUAUUUCUGGAUCUAACUUGGGACAAAAAGCUCAGGAUGUCCUACAGUCUGUGACUGUCGCGGGUGUGCCCUGCACUGUUAUACCACACCUAUAUGAGAUAUCCUCCAGAAUUGUAUGUUUAACUACAUCAAGUGGAGAGGAGAAGUCAGGUCACAUCUCAGUGAAAAUCACGGGUGGAGGAUUUGGCCUGUCGAGUCAGCGAUUUUGCUAUCAGGACCCUCAGCUGAAGGAAGUUUCUCCUCAAAGGGGACCGCAGGCGGGUGGAACAAUUCUGACCAUCAGAGGCAGAAAUCUGUUGACGGGUCCUGUUGCUGACAUCAGUGUCCUGCUGGGGAAUCUGCCGUGUGCAUUAGUUUCAGUUGUUCAGGAGGACAAUAUCAAGUGUCUUACCGGCGCUAGUAACCAGACAGGAGAACACAGGGUGACUGUGCGGUACGGGAACAGUGAUCGACAUCUCCAUGGCAAUGGUUACCACUACACCCCUGACCCGAACAUUACUCGUGCCAUGCCCUCGAAGAGCUUUAUGAGUGGUGGUCGUGUAAUAGAAGUUUUGGGCCAGAAUCUUGAUGUUGUUCAGGACCCACGGAUGCGAGUGACGGUGGUCCCCACAGACUCCAUCUCCCACUGGAGCAAACGCAGUCAGAAGAGAAGAUCUAGGAGUGACCACUACACUAUCAAACAGUUUGAAGAGCAUUGUGAGGUGAAAAACUCUUCUCUACUUCUUUGCCGGACCCCUGGUGUGGAUGCUCAAGUAGAUGGUGCACACAUGCAGGUGGAGUUUCUUUUGGAUAACUUGCACUUUAACUUUAACUCAGUCAGCCAAUCAGCUUUCACCUAUGAGCCUAACCCGACCCUCCAUCCCCUGAACCGCCACGAUCGCACAAAGCCAUUUCGCUACAAACCUGGAUCUGUGAUAUCGGUGGAGGGGGACAAUUUAGACGUGGCCAUCUCUAAAGAGGAAGUGGUUGCACUGAUUGGUGAGGGGGUUUGUGCUGUUAAAACACUAACACACAAUCACCUGUACUGUGAGCCACCGGCCCUGCAGCCCUCACCCUCCCUUAGGCAUGAACGUAAGCGGGAGGGAUCUGACUCUUUUCCAGAAUUUACAGUGCAUAUGGGAAACCUGAACUUUUCCCUGGGACAAGUGCAGUAUGAUUCUUUCAGUCACUCCACCUUUCCGCUGGUGGCACAGAUUGGGGUUGGAGCAGUUGCUUCUCUUGUUGCCCUUAUUGUUCUCAUGAUUGUGUUUAUAUACAGGAGAAAGAGUAAACAAGCUCUGAGAGAUUUUAAGAAGGUGCAGAUCCAGCUGGAGAAUCUGGAGACCAGUGUGAGAGACCGCUGCAAGAAAGAGUUCACAGACCUGAUGACUGAAAUGAUGGAUAUGUCGAGUGAUCUGGUGGGAUCGGGGAUUCCGUUCUUGGAGUACCGUAUGUAUGCUGAACGCAUCUUUUUCCCGGGACAUCGUGAGUCCCCACUUCGCAGAGAGCUGGAUGUGCAGGAGUGUCGACGGCCCACAGUCGAGCAGGGACUCAUUCAGUUAUCAAAUCUCCUCAACAGCAAACUCUUCCUCACAAAGUUCAUCCACACUCUUGAGAGCCAGAGGACAUUUUCACCCAGAGACAGAGGAUAUGUGGCAUCUCUGCUCACUGUAGCUCUUCACAGCAAACUCGAGUACUUCACCGACAUUCUCAAAACACUGUUAAAUGACCUGGUGGCACAGUAUGUUGCCAAGAACCCCAAGCUCAUGCUCCGUAGAACUGAGACAGUAGUCGAAAAGCUGCUGACCAACUGGAUGUCUAUCUGUCUCUAUGCUUUUUUAAGGGAAUCAGCUGGUGAGCCUCUGUACAUGCUCUUCCGAGCAAUUAAACACCAGGUGGAUAAGGGGCCAGUGGAUGCAAUGACUGGCAAAGCCAAAUACACCUUAAAUGAUAACCGCUUACUGAGAGAGGACCUGGAAUACCACACUCUGACACUGAACGUCUUGAUGCAGGAAAUUGGUAUGAAUGAGGCACAGCCAGUUCCUGCUAAAGUUUUGGAUUGUGACACUAUAACCCAGGUGAAGGAGAAGAUACUCGACCAGGUGUUCAAGGGCACAUCAUACUCCCAUAGACCACACACUGACUCAGUGGACCUGGAAUGGCGCUCCGGUGUAGCAGGACAUUUAAUUCUCUCAGAUGAAGAUCUUACAUCUGUCUGUCAAGACAACUGGAAACGUCUUAACACACUCCAGCAUUAUAAGGUUCCAGAUGGAGCGAUGGUUGCUUUGGUGCCAUGCCAUAGUAAACAUAUUCACCAUGACACCCAUGAUUACGUUGCAGGGGAACAGACACCCAUGCUAGAGGAUGUGGAUGAGGGAGGGGUGAGGCUGUGGCAUCUGGUGAAGGCCAGUGAGGAGUCAGAGUUAACCAAACACAGACGAGGUAGUUUAAGAGAGCGAGAAAGAGCCAAGGCCAUACCUGAGAUCUACCUCACGAGACUGCUGUCAAUGAAGGGUACACUACAGAAGUUUGUGGAUGAUCUAUUCACAGUUAUUCUGAGCACCAGUCGACCGGUUCCACUGGCAAUCAAAUACUUCUUUGACUUGCUGGAUGACCAGGCAGUGCACCAUGGUAUUUCAGACUUGGAAACUAUUCACAUCUGGAAAACUAAUAGUUUGCCACUGCGUUUCUGGAUCAACAUUGUGAAGAACCCUCAGUUCAUCUUCGAUGUGCAGGUGUCGGAUAAUGUGGAUGCAGUUUUGUCAGUAAUUGCUCAGACCUUCAUGGACUCCUGCACUACCGCAGAGCAUAAACUUGGCAGGGAUUCACCUAUUAAUAAGUUGCUGUAUGCCAGAGAUAUCCCACGCUAUAAGCAGAUGGUUGAACGAUAUUAUGCAGACAUCAAGCAGACGAUCUCUGCCAGCGACCAGGAGAUGAACUCCGCUCUGGCUGAGCUCUCCAGGAAUUACUCUGGAGAACUAAAUUACCUGGUGGCCCUGCAUGAGCUCUAUAAGUAUAUAAACAAAUACUACGAUCAGAUCAUUACUGCCUUAGAGGAAGAUACCAUCGCUCAGAAGAUGCAGCUGGGCUACCGGCUUCAACAGGUUGCUGCAGCUGUAGAAAAUAAAGUGACAGACUUGUGAUCUUGGACAACAAAGUGAAAGACAUGGCCUUACAACAGAACAGGGAUGGACUGGCCAUCAGUUGGAUAACGAAGCGCUCAAGGGGGAUCCAAUCCAUCAGUUCACUGGUGGUAAUAAUCGAAUGUGCUUCCGCAGUUGCCAAGUUCCCUUUUUACCUGAACCUGUUUAAAAGCAAUAACAUACCAAAACUGGCAGUGUAAUAAAAUGUUAAAGAAAAUACUUUUAGUGUGUUAGGGUUUGUAAGUCAUAGUUUUUGUCUUUUUUAUUUGUGUCAUUAUUAUUAAAUGGCAUUACCUGUCAGAUAUCACUCAAAUAGGUCCCAUGAAAUAUCACACCUGUCUCGGUAAACAGUGGAGAAAAAGAUGCCAUCGUGCACGGUCAGAUCAUUUGUUUAGCCAAACAGAACGAUUUCUGUCUGUCAAUCAUUGUGUGCGUUCACAGGGCCGCUCAUAUAUGCUCGUGUAAGUGCACGAUCUGCUCCAUCUCUGACUACAACGGUCUCCAAGUGUGCACGUGCCUUUGGAUUGAGGGGUUUUAGAAAGAGUCAGUCUGGCUAAUUCAACAACUAAGGCUUGUGGAAGUUCCAGAACGGCUAAAAUCGCUCACAGCACCUUUAACUAUGUCUAAUAAUACAAUCUCUUUUAGAUAACAUAGUCUAUCAGAUAGAUUCUGUGUUUUAUAUAGUGUAUAGUGAGUGUUUUCAAACAGGUCAUAUCAUUUUAAUGUGAUUAAUGUUGGUCUGUUGGUAUCUUUUAAUAAGCCUUUAUUAAUUCAGGGUGGCAGCAUCGGGUUGAAUUCAUAGGAAUGAUCUGUUAUCACAUCCUCUAACAUUUCAAUGGUAAGAAACUGUAUAUUUUUACAUUUGAGAGACAUAAUGAUAUAGGCAAUUGUAAAGAUAGUAUUGCAAAAUUGUAGCCAUCGUGUAAGAAAAUACGAUAUUGUGUGUACAACCCCAAAUCCAAAAAACUUGGGACAGUGUGCAGAAUGCCAAUAAAAAAUAAAAAACAAAAAGCAGUGGUUUGUAAACUCGAUUCACCCUGUGCUAUAUUGAAAGCACUACAACACAUUAUUCGAUGUUUUACCAUGUGAAUUUAUUAUUUAUUUAUUUUUUAAAUAUACACUCAUUUCAAAUCGGAUGAUUGGAACACACUCCUAAAAAGUUGUGACAGUCGAGUGCUUAACACUGUAACAUCAUUUCUUCUAAUCAUCCAUUGAGCAGGUCUUCAGCUGCCUUCGUUGCCAUAUUCUGCACUUCAUAAUGCGGCACACAUUCUCAAUUGGAGAUGGUCAGGACUGCAGACUGGCCAAUCUCUCACAGCAUGCACUUGUAAUCCGGGCAGUGUGUGGUUUGAAGUUGUCCUGCUGGAAAAUGCAGGGACGACCCUGGAAAUGAUGGUGCUGGUUGGCACACCCCCAUACCAUUACAUAUACCGGCUUUUGGACCUGAUGCUAAUAAGAGCUUGGAUGGUCCUUUUCCUCUUUGAUCCGGAGAACACAACACAGAUUUAUGCCAAAAACUACUUCAAAUGUGGAAUUAUCGGACCACAAAACAUGACUCCUCUGUUCUACUUUCCAUCUCAGAUGAGUGUGAGCCCAGAGACGUCAGCAGCGCUUCUGGACAGUGUUGGUAUAUGGCUUAUCCUUUGCAUAGUUAAGCCUUAACUUGCAAAUGUUUACCAAAGUAUUCCCGAGGCCGUGUCAUUAUAUGGUUUUUAAGACGUGAGAUAUCGGAGAUUGUGCACAUUCAGAAGUGGUUUUCGGCUUUGCCCUUUACUCAGCGUGAUUUGACCAGAUUCCUUGAAUACUUUAAAUGUAUUGUGCACUGUAGAGGGUGAAAUGCCCCAAAUCCUUCCAAUUUGUCAAUGGGGAACACUAUUCUGUAAGCGCUGGAUUAUUUGCUGAUGCGUCUGUUGGCAAAUUGGCGAGCCUCAACCAAUUCCUGAUCUUAAAGGACUAGACUUUUUUGGAAGCUCCCUAUAACAUGAUUGCCUCACCUGUUCAACAUCACCUAUUUCACAUCACUACAUUGUCCCUGUCUCAGCUGUUUUGUAAUGUGAUGCAGGCAUCAAUUUAGAAAACAUGUAUCUCUUCAAAAGCAAUGCUUUUCAUUAGGGAAGUACUUUUGCCUUUCUACUAUAUUUGUUUGAACUCAAGUCAAAGUACAUUUACAAAUCACUUGUUUGUUUUUACUGGCAUUUUGCAAAUUGUCCGAACUUUUUUGGAAUUGGGGUUAUAAAAUAAAAUUGUGCUUAUACUGUAUAUUUAUCAAUGAUGGCUGCUGGUUACUUUAAUGUCUAUUUCAUUCUGCACAUUAUAUGUAAAUAUUAUAAUUCUUUGCAACUAACAUUUGGAUCAGAGACUAUUUUUAAACACUGAACAUUGAAAACCUGAGAUAAAUAGAAAUUGUAAG